AUGCGGUGUAAAGUCCUCGUCUACUCCGUCCUGCUGACUCUCAUAAAGCAUGGUGAGUAUUUUGUCAUUACAUUCACAGGCUGGUCACAAAAGCUGCAUUGUUGAUUCUUCACUUCACGCUGACCAGGUUGGUCUGGGAAUAUUGACUGUCAGGUAUCUCAGGUUGACUUUGAAAUCUGGGCCGGUAACAGGGGCUUUUUGCAGACCUAAUGCAAAUCAUUACUUUGUUUGCGCAUUAUUUAGUGUAAACUUAGAUAAGUUUAAAAAACGCUGCAGUGCAGUCUGGUCCAGACAUUGUAGUGUCGAAAUUCACCCAAUCUUGUUUUUAGGGGAUUAAUGACAAACGCAUAGAGUGACACAAGAAUUAGAGCAGGUGUUGGGCUUUAUCUUUACCAUGAAACAGAUUCAGACAAACUUAUUACUCAGCAUUUGUGCUCUGUCAUGAAACAGAUUUACGCACAUGUCUAACUCCCUGGAUUUUCCAAAAUGAAUAUGUUGUUCGUUGAGUUUGUAAUUCAGGAAAACUGGCCAAAAUAUUUGUUCAAUGUGGACAUUUUUCCCCAAACUUAUCCUUUCAGUAAAUAUCUGUUAGAUGCAAAAUUCAUCAUGCAUUUUAAAGCUUAGAAAUGUAACAUAUAAACACAUACAUACACUGAUCAUUGUAUUAACUGUUUUUUUUUACAGCUUUACCAGUAUAGAGGAGAUAAGUGUAAUGUAGGUCAGCACAUUUCAUACUGUACCUGACCCUAUUUUUCAAAUCUGAGAAAUAUAGAAAAUUAGACCGUUUUAAAAAUUACACAUGUGACUUCAAACAUCUGAACUGUAAGUUUGAACUAAGUUUAAUUGAUCUCAAUGUUGAUCUAGUGUGAUAAGUCUUGUUUUAAUGUUGGUUUACUUUGAUAUGAUCUGCCAACAGCUUGAACCCAUUUGUACCUUUAUCAAAAAUAGACACUUACUCACCAAAGCAGACUGUUUAUUUGGCCCUUGUUCUUUUCCAUCCUUUCACCUCGCAGUGAUCGAACCCAUUUAUCACACUCGAGAAGUGCAACACAAACACUUCACACCAAAGAAACUCUUCAGAGCUUGGCUUUAUACCUGCCAACAAGUAUUUAUUGUACGAGUUACUAAUUAAACUGAUUGUGUGGCAAGAUAAGACUGAAAGGUGAUAUAUUUACACGGUUUAAAGGAAAUACACAGAGAUUGUUGUUUAUAACUGGGGCUGAAAAGGAAGAAUUUCAAGUGGAAAUUUUCAAGAAAUGAACUCUUUCCCUUUUUCUGUUCAGGAAAUGUUUUCGCAGUUGGCUUGUAGUUUUUGGUAACACUUCAUAUGAACAACCCACCAUAUUUACUGCUCAUUAGACUUUAUAAACAUUGUUAUAAGCCAUUACUAUCACUCAACAAGGUUGUCAUGAAGCCUUGGAGAUGCAUUUAUAAGUCUUUAAAAUUGUGCUUAAGGUGAAUUUUAAGAGAUGAAUUCCUAUAAAGUGUUUUUCUUGUGUUGUAAAUUAAGUUGUAACAAAAGAUCCUCAGUGUAAGGAAGUUCUUUAGUUACAGUGACAAUAAAACUGUGAUUUGGUGUAUUUUUUUAUUUAAAAAUAUCAUAAAAAUCUUGAAUCAUUUUGACCCAAAAAGUUAGUUUUACAGCCACGUUUGAUUGAUAACAGAAGCUAGCCAAUUUGACAUAACAGACGAGGUUGUCAUGGUUUAUUAACACAACACAGAAAGAAGGACAGAAAGAAAACAUUUGGCACACAGAAGGCCAAAAAAGCAGGGGAAAACUUACUACUAAAGAGAGUCCAUACAAAAAAAAGACAGGAAAUCCAAAGCAUACCUACUUAGUCAGGCUGAAGGGAAAACCACCGAGAACCUGCAGAGAAAAAGGAGAGCUGAGGCAACAAACUGACACAAAAGGAAGGUACACAGUCACUAAAUACACCAGGAGUAAUUAAACUCAGGUGUGACAAACAAGACACAGAGAGUUAAAGAAUUAGAGGGAAUAAUGCAAGGCAGGAAUUGAAACAGGACAUGACACUGGAGGAGCGAGAACUUCCAAAAUAAGACAGGAAAUGACUGCGAAAUACUGCUGAAGGGAGGAAAACUGUAUUUGUAAGUAAAGAAUUCUUUCACAUCUUUCUUCCUGAGACAAAAUCUGUUAUAGGUGUAGCAAUGGCCCCAUUAGCAUUAGCCACACAAGUUAUUAGCCUCAGGGUUAUCAAUAUGUACCAAAGUGCUGAGGGUGGGGUAGUGGAGUAUUUCCCAAGUCCAGGGUUCAAUAUUAUGGUCUUUGUCAUUUGUUUUUAAGUGGGAUGUAGUUGUGGGAAACAUGUUAGUUUAGAUUAUUGUUGCAUGAUAGGAUGUGAUUAGAGAUGCACAGAUCCAUUUUUCCCGAUCCAAUUCGAUACCAAUACCUGAGCAUAUCGGCCGAUAUCCAAUACCGAUCCAAUACUACUGUAUACUGAACUGUAUACCUCCCCCUGUGAGUAGAGGCAUCAGGCUUGACAUUAGCCUUGUUUUAAAGUAACAAAUUAACACAGAUGUAAAUUUACUCAAUAUUAUUUAUUAACAAAUAACAAAUUGCACAUUAGCAAAAAAAGUAAGACUUACAUUUAUUAAAAGAAAAAUUGAUUAAAAGAAAAAAAGACUGGAUCGGAACGCUGGAUCGGUGUCAUUCAUCUGAUAUCCGAUCCAGUUAUUUUGUCAAUAUCGGAGCCGAUUUCCAAAUAUCGAUCGAUACAUCCCUAGAUGUAAUCUUCCUUUAAGACUUUAUUUACAAACAUAAAGCCUCCCUGUAUUUUAAGAGCUUUCCUCUACAUCAGAACCACACUGUUACAAACCUUCCUCUGUGUAUAUGUAUGUAUGUGUGUGCAGAAAGCAGCAUCAGAGCACUGUUUGGUAAAGGCUCUUUUUCUCACUUCAUCUAAAACCGCCUCUACUCUCUCCUCUUCAGCCUCUCCAUCUGAAAUACAGGCCAGCCCAAACACAAAUGCCACCCUCCCCUGCAACGUGACGUUCCCCCUUUCUGCGGACAAAAUAGACAAGUCUCUCAUCAAAGCCGGCUGGACCAGAAACAGCUCUGAAAUCGCUUCAUUCACUAAAUCAGAGGGGCGUAUAAAGGAAGGCUUCAGCUGGGAAACUGCUGAUUUCAUCAAUGGGGACUUUUCACUGACUAUCCUCAGGGCCAGUCUUGACCUGCAGGGGGUGUAUGAAUGCACCGUCAGCUACGACUCCACAAUGGAACACUCUAGUAACACUACAUUUAACAUCCUAGGUAUGUCCUCCGUCAGAGUUGAUGUUCACAUUCAAGCUGGACUCUUUUAUCUUACCCUCUGUCUCCCUUUUAGCCUCUCCCACUCUGUCUAUCCCUCAGCAGUGGGUGGUGCUACACAAAGAGAGCCAUCUAAAGUGCCAUGCAGAUGGUUUCUACCCUCCUCCUGUGUCUUUCUCCUGGAUCAGAGACGGCCAAGUGAUACAACCUCCCUAUGAAGUUGAAGGGGAGCAGACCCCACAUGGGUACUACAUGGCGGUGGGCAAUCUGACCUUCUAUCCUUCCCGUGAGGAUCAAAACGUGACCUUUGGGUGCGUGGUGUCACACAGCGGCAGCGAUCAGGAGCUGGAUUUUCAGCUUAAUAUUACAUGUGAGUGACAUAAGGCAUCUGACAUCAUGAUCAUGACCACAAUGAGUCAUCACAUUUCUCUUUCUGGUAAGGACUGGAAUAGCUUGUUCCAUCGAUCAUUUCAUCUCACAGCUGCCAAGAAUGCGUCUUGUUUUAAUCUUAAUAAGCUUGUAAGCGCAACCGAAGAUUCAAUGAUAUGUUUCUCAUCAUUUCCCAGACCAACCUUCUGUCAGGCUUCACGUGGUGCCGUCCAAAUCUGAUAACAGUCCCCUCACGCUUUACUGUGACGUGGAGAGUUUCUACCCCGAGGACGUGUCUGUGUCAUGGUUUCAAAAUGGUACAGUCCUCCCAGAACUCCCCAACACUGACCAGAACCCUGAUGGGACCUUCAGGACCAGGCGUUUUUAUACCUUGAGUGCAGAUCAGAGGGACCUGGGUGGGGAGGUGGCGUGUGCAGUAAACCAGCCUGGAGUAGCUCAGCCUGUUAGUGGCUCUGCAUUUCUAGAGAAGCUUGAUCCCAGAGGUGAGGUUUUUAGUUAUAUUCAGAGAUGUUAUAUUUUCAUAGUAGAGAACACAAGAUCACACCCAUAUCUUACAUUCAUUCUCCAUUUCUCCAAGGUUUUUGUCUUGUUACAAUACUUUUAGUUUGUGCCUUUGUUUCCUUUUAGAUGAGGCACCAGUUUUGACCAAAGCCGCCAAAGCAUCAGUGGCGAUGAUGUGCAUUUCUAUUGUGCUGGUGUUCCUGCUUUGCUUUGGGUUUUCUUGGAGGAGAAGGGAUGGUGAGUCAGAAAAGCCACUGCAAUAACAGCAUUGGUGUAUAACUGGGAGAACAACAUUUUCUUUAGCUUUUUAUCAUUGGUGUUUACAUGUCUGUUUAAGGCCAAACACCAGGGCUUGAAGCUGCAAUAACUCUGCCCCUGAUUAGAGUUUCUUUGCCACUAACUUAAAGCUCCUGUGAGGAAUGGCUUAAAUUGAUAUUGAUGCUUUCUUAUGACACAUAAAAGCAAAACGAGACCGUUAGUAAUGAGACUGAUGUCUCUUUAAUUGAGGGUCGGGAGAUCGACAGGCAGAUCGGAGCGGCUAACCGAUCUGUCGUGGUGAAGAAAGAGCUGAGCCGUAAGGCGAGACUCUCGAUUUACCGGUCGAUCUACAUGCCGAUCCUCGACUAUGGUCAUGAACUUUGGGUAAUGGCUGAAAGAACAAGAUUGUGGAUACAAGCAGCCGAAAUGAGUUUCCUUAGCAGGAUGGACUGGCUCAGCCUUAGAGAUAGGGUAAGGAGCUCGGACACUCGGGAGGCGCUCAGAGUAGAACCGCUGCUCCUCCACGUCGAGAGGAGUCAGCUGAGGUGGCUCAGGUAUCUGGUUAGGACGCCUUCUAGACGCCUCCCAUUAGAAAUGUUCCAAACAUGUCUCACCUGGGGGAGACCUCAUGGCCCGCCCAGGACCAAGUGGAGGGAUUAUGUCUCUCGCCUGGCCUGGGAGCGCCUGGGAAUCCCCCCCUGGAGGAGCUGGUGGAAGUGGCUGGGGUGAGGGCCGUCUGGGCUUCCCUCCUGAAGCUGCUGCCCCCGUGAUCCGGACCUGGAUAAGCGGAAGAAAAUGACAACAUUUCUUAAAUUGUAAUUUUUGAUGUCUCACACUAGUUUAAGAGGGUAUGUCUGCCAGGCAGCUACAGAAAAGACCUGUUUUUACAGUUUCCAUGUUGUCAGCAGGAUGAGAUUUUUUCAUUGUCAGAGGUUAGUACUUGAGCCUGUAGGAGACAAUUUGAGAAAAGAUUACUUUGUCCACAGGAGGCGUGAAAAUUGAGAUAAACUUAAAGUUCCUCACAGGGGCUUUAAUCUACUCUUUGACAAUACUAUAAACUAUUAUGCUAAUUGUGGAAAAAACACUUAAUUAAACAAAAUUAAUUGACUCUAAAGGGAAAGGUGUGUUACUAUCUCAAAACAAUGCAAACUGCAAACCCUGUAAUCCUUUUCUUACACCUCUACCCCCCUUUUUUCCUCUCACUCACACCUUUAUCUUCACAGAGAAACAGAAAUCUCUAAAUGUGUCUGGGAUUAUCCUCCCUCCACGCGUGACAGUCGGUCAAAAGGGCAGAGUGACAGUGAGCAUUGAGGGCAGACGGGUGGACCGAGUCCAGACUGUGUGGUUCCUGAAUGACACCCCUAUCUCAGACACUUCAGUCGCAGGUAAGACCACUAAAACACAUCCACAUAAAUGAUGUUUACUCAGCGGUAAUUUUCACACCCUUUAAUCUGGAUGAAAUGUGCCUCACAGUUAAUGAAAAAUAUCUUUUAAAAAUCAUUGGAUUGUUGGGUUUAGCUGGAAAAAAACAUAAAGAUACAAAAUAUUCAAGAUGACUGUCAACCUGUAAAUCAGUACCACUGAAAUAUUAGCUCAAAGCAGCUACAUUAAAUUCACUAGUGUAUAAUUAUACAGUAUAUAAUUACACUAUGGUUAUAAGUGGCACCUCUGCACCACACUACUAGUAUGAAAUGUCAGACUCAUACAUCAGUCUGUAGAGGAGGUAAUUAUUAUCACUGCGUGUGCUGUCAGUCAAACUCAGACAAGAAUUCUUUGAUGUAUCUGAUGAUCAAUUUACAAACCACAAAGUAUGCAAACAAUGGAAAGAAUAGAUGACACCAUAGACCACCACAGGUGUAAUGAGUGAAAAAGUGAGCUCUGGAGGCGUUUUUGGUCACCUUUUGGGGGGUGGCAAGGUUGGCACUUUCCCUCUGUUUCCACACCUCUUGGUAAGUAAAGUUUUGUGAAUGUGUUUAAAUUGUUAUCAUAAUACUUUAUAUAGGUAUUAUGACAUAUCCAUUUUAUUUGUAUUUCAACUGUUUAUGUCUCUCUUUUACCCUUAAUUCUGCUAACAAUUUACAACCUCGUGCACAUAGACGCCUCUAAAUCUAACUUUAACUGCCUCUAUAACCCCCUAACCACCAUCCACCUGCCCUAUGGUCUAACUCUCACCUCCCCAGUGUCGGAGAAAGGCCGCCUGCUGCCCUCCAGAGACGAGAUGGGUUACUACAAGCUUCACACUCAAGGGCCUCUACACUCAUCCGGAAGUGGCAUUCAACAGCUGAUCUCCUCGCUCACCUUCAUUCCCCAGAUUUCCAUCCACAAGGGGACGGUGUUCAAGUGUCAAGUUUCCUAUGUGGGCAAAGAUAAGAUUGUGGCAGAGAGGGUGUCAGAGAAGUUUACAAUUCUGUGUAAGAUUUUUUCAUUUAUAAUUUUUAUGGUGUUUUAAAAUUCUCCUUACGUUUGAAUAACUCAUGUGAUUAAAAUGUUGUCUUGUAGCUGCUCCAUCAGUAUCAGAAAUCCAGCUAGCCGAGACACAAAAUGACCCAGGUGAGUUUUGUUCUUAUUUUCUUGUUGAUACGAUGUAAAAACCAAAGUGUUAAAGACUAUAUCUCUACAAUUUCUGUCUUCUAGAUGUUAUCAGCAUGACGGUACGGGCGUCACAUUUCCAUCCAGAUGUCAUCACCUUCCGCUGGUUCUGUGAGGGGAGCGAGCUGAGUCCUGUUGCCUCUCAGGCCUCGUCCUCUCCUCGACCAAACUCUGAAGGCUUUUUUUCAGCCUCCAGCCAGUGUAAACUGCCCAAGAGUGAACUGGAAAGAGGGAGCACCAAAGUGUGGGUCAGUGUCCAUCAUGUUGCUCUAAAGCAGCCCGUCACCCGUGAGACACGAGGUAAAAGGAGACAAAAACAGGAGAAAUUUAAGAUUAUAGUCUUAAAUAUGCAGAAAAAUCACAGAUUAAUGGUCCCUUUUUUACCCACAUAGGCUUCAUCAAGAGUCCGAGCGUGUCCGACAUCAUCCGCUCUGUUUCCACACACGAACAGCCUUUGACGCUCGGCUGUGAAAUCACAGACUUCUACCCUCCUAACAUCUCAGUCACCUGGCUGAAGCUCAGAGAGGGAGAGCGGGAUGACAGAGAGGAUGAGGUGAUAGAGGGAGGAGAGAUGUGGGGCCCUCUGCACACUCAGCCUAGACUCUACAAGGCCACGGCUACGCUAAAGAGGAGGGUAACAAAUGAAGAGAAGGAGAGAGGAGGGGGCAUUAUUUGUAGAGUGGAGCACUGUUCCCUUAAUGAGCCGAUUGAGAGACACUGGAGAAAUGUUGACAUCGGUAGGGAUCAUUACAGGCACUAAAAACAUACUAUUUUACCUGCUUUUAAACAUUUUUAAUCCACUUACACCUUAUUUGUGUUCCCCUAGUUGCUCCCUCCAUCCCCCCAUCGAUCUCUGUGUGUUGGAGCGGUGAAGGGGUCGGUGUGUUCUCCCUGCUGUUGAAGGGCGGUCACCCCAAGGCCAAACUAGCCUGGGCAGCAGGAGGAGCCACUCUUUCGCCACUAGUGUCCAACGAGACAGAGGAGAUAGGAGAUGAUGGACAGAGGGAGCUGAAGAGUUUGUGUGCUCUGGAGAGGUCCACAAGCCUUCCAAGUCCCAUCAGCAAACAGCAGGAGAGGCGAAAGAAUGGACACGCAAUAAGUACCCGGCCUUUUUCUUUCAUUAUAAAACCUGAUUUUUGCCAAAAUGAAGACUUUAGAUCCUUUUUUUAAACCCUGUGUGUAGAAUAUGAAGACAAGUUGUCGCCUUGAAGCUCCAGUUUAGUUUUUUUAGGUACAGCUACAGAAAUGAAGCAUUUAUUUUCCUUGCUGAGUGUUGUUGUCUCAUUUUAUUUGUUUUUUUUUUCUUUUAUAGAAACAAGAGCAGCAGUCACAGACCCCCACACUGAAGGGAUCGAAUACAUCGAUGAAAAAGACGAAGGAGAGAACAACAACACCGACAGAGAGGAGGAAACUAAGUCAGACCUGGAUGAGGACAGCGACAAAGAACUAGAAGAAGAACCAGGAGCUCUGUACAUCAACAAAGUCAACUUGAAGAAGGGACCCCGAGAAAGUGAAAAAGCAAACUUGAGAGUGUGUGUGGAAAUCACUCACCCUGCACUAAAACUUCCCGCCUAUCGAACCUGGACUGGUAAGAUAUGACAAACAACUCACUCAUGUUGUUGUAGAGCGUUUGUGGUGAGUAAAGACAGUACUGAAACUUUACGAGAAAAUUCUCAUAAAGUAUGUUGAGUGAAAGAUUGGAAAUAGGGCUCCAGACAGUUUGUUGAAAAAUAACAACAAUGACAAAAUAAACUAGAAAACUAUAAAAUGCGAUGCAAUAAAGAAAUGUUUAAUUGUUUCAACAGAAUCUAGAUUUUAACUGAGAGAAACAUUAAUACUAAUAAAGAUGACAUCUCUGUGCAGUAUUCACAGAAAAAUUGACUACCUAGCUCACCCCCAAGCUCUGUACCUUGUUGAUGCCAAAUCUGUUAGCCUAUAAUUUUUGUUAAAACACAAAAACAAACAACUUAUCAACACCAGGUUUAAAUUCCCAUUACAAGGAGCUUGUAAGCUUAUUUCACAAAAGUCAACCAUGAAUGCAGAGCUUUUUAACUGCGGUUAAAGCCUCUAUGUUCUGCAGUUUGUUCUGAGUACGUUUUCACCUGCUGUUCAGUGUUGCACAGGCCGGAUGCAGCAUCAACUCUUGGGUGUAAUGCGCCCCCUUCUGGGGAUUGAAUGCAAAGUCUACACUCCUAAUAGUAAGCCUGUGUGUCAUACAGGCUCCAUCUUAUUAUCUGUCUCUUGUCUUCUCUUUCAGAGCCAAACGAUGAAAACUCCUCCUCUGCAUGA
Molecule: messenger RNA, 9292 nt
Organism: Xyrichtys novacula (pearly razorfish)
Lineage: Eukaryota; Metazoa; Chordata; Actinopteri; Labriformes; Labridae
Source: the annotation of a GenBank genome assembly